AUGUUCAUCAAUGAUAUGAUGUGUAUCUCGACACAACCUGUUAAUUAUGAUCACCUUAGAUGGUUUAAAAAUAUAUUUAUUGCAUGUAGUACUACUCCGACAUCAGCAUUGAUCAACGACAAACGAUUAUUCUAUUGUAAUAUGUCGAAAACAUUAAUUUCAAUAUAUCGACUCGAUGAACAAUAUGAAAACUGCUAUCUUGGUGAAGAUUCCUAUUAUGAUGAUAAUGUCAGACGUAUUCUGAAUUUAACAGACUAUUUUAAAUGUCACACAGUUGAUCAAUGGUGGCCACGUCCAUUGAUUAGACUAGGUCGUUGUUCAGACAAAUCUGAUUUAUUGUACGUUGGUCAAUGUACGACAGCAUCUGAUUUUGGUUGUCAAUAUCUUCGCGGUAUUUAUUCACCACCUAUCAACUAUAUCUUUCGAGAAAAUUGUAAUCAUCAAGUUAAAUUACUUUAUUCGAUCGACAAUGAAACAGAUGAAACAAGUUGUAAUGCAUGGCCACCGGCCUAUUGUGACGGUUACUGGAAUGUCAUUAAUGGAGAAGACGAGCUCAAUUGCACAAAUACGACUCUGUCUUACAUUACACAUAGAGUUUUUCAAUGUAAUUUAAACGAACAUUACUGUGUAUAUUUAAAUGGAACUAUGGGUUGUUUAUCCAAAGAACGUGCAGGAGAUGGUUCUAUCGAUUGUUUGGGAGGAGCAGAUGAAAGAGCAAUAAUGUAUGAUUCUCACGACCGUAUUCAUGAAUUUUAUUGCUCGAAUACCGCUCGUCAAUUCAUAGAUGACAGUAAUAUUGGGUCUUCAGCUGAGUACUUAUUAAAAAAUUCACUUUGUGAUAACAUGAAAGACUGUCCUCAUGGCGACGACGAAUUAAUGUGUCAAUGGAAAGGAAAUGUUACAGGCUCUGAAAUAUUGGAUUUUAUGUGCCAUAAUGGCACAUCUAUUGAUCGUGAACAACAAUGCAACGAUAUUAUUGAUUGUCACCCAAACGCUGAAGAUGAAUGGUUUUGCGAUCUUUACAAGUUAAAAGAUUUGAAAUUUGCUCUGAAUAAAAUCGAAGCAUAUCCUUCUGUUAAUAUAGAUUCGACAUACCUACCGAAUAUUGCUGGAACUCGAUCAUACGUUGCAUCACGUCCAACUAAUGAUAUUUCAUACGAAAGUAUGAAACCACUCGAUAAUUGGUUUUGUAAUCGUGGUAUUAUCGUCAGAAAACGAUCUUCUACUGCUGAAUGCUUUUGUCCACCUAGUUACUACGGUCGAAGAUGUGAAUAUCAAUCGGAACGUUUGUUCGUUAUUCUUCGAUUAGAUAGACCAGUUAGCCUGAGUGGACAUCAAAAUCAGCAGUAUGCUAUUCGAUUAAUGGCUUAUUUAGUGCUUGAUGAUAUUGUAAUUCACUAUCAAGAAAUUCUACAUGCGACUUUCAUGAAACAAAUGUUUUAUCUCAAUUAUCCGCGUCCAGCACCAAAACCACGUGGCAACUGGACUGUUCGUCUCGAUGCUUUUGCUGUUACNGUUAUUCUUCGAUUAGAUAGACCAGUUAGCCUGAGUGGACAUCAAAAUCAUCAGUAUGCUAUUCGAUUAAUGGCUUAUUUAGUGCUUGAUGAUAUUGUAAUUCACUAUCAAGAAAUUCUACAUGCGACUUUCAUGAAACAAAUGUUUUAUCUCAAUUAUCCGCGUCCAGCACCAAAACCACGUGGCAACUGGACUGUUCGUCUCGAUGCUUUUGCUGUUACCAAAUACGAUGUCAAAUUCCAAGCAGCGUGGUUAUUUAAUGUUCCGUUUUCUUUCUUACCUGUUAAUCAACUUGCCUUACAUCUAACAUUGAACGAUUCAGAAACAUGUCGAACAUUGUUGUGUAUUCAUGGCCUGUGCAGAAAAUAUCUGAAUUCACCAAAUCAUGAAUAUUGUCAAUGUGAAGAUAAUUGGUCGGGUAAACACUGUAAUGUUACAACGACGUGUUCGUGUGCCGAAGGUAGUAAAUGUGUUUAUGGGUAUUUCAGAUCGAUAUGUGUCUGUCCUCUUGGUCGUAUGGGUAGUGAGUGUCAUGCACGAUUUAAUCCGUGUGAUAAUAUUCAAUGCCAAAAUGGUGGAACAUGUAUGCCAUUUGAUGAACGCGAAAAGAAGUUUGUUUGUUCAUGUUCCGAUGAAUUUUAUGGAGAUUAUUGUGAAUUAAGUCAUGCUAGAAUUGACAUACAGUUUUCAUCUUCUCUUUCUUUUCGUGAAAGUCAAUUAUCGACUGUGAUUAUUGUUUAUUUUCUCGAAUUAUCUCAUGAUUCAGAUGGUUAUUUAUCCAUUCAAAAUCGUUAUCUAUACAAGCAAGAACAACAAUUGAACAAACCACUUCGUAUCUUUAAUAAAAAUCAACAAAAUCUGACAGCAUUCGUUCUUCUUGAAAUCUUUUCUGAACCUUCUAUUGUUAAUUAUUACAUUGCGGCAAUUGUUAAACAAUAUUUGACAAACUUGAACACAAUAGUCGACCAGUCCAAUCGAUGUCCAUAUGUCGAUGAACUUCUUCGCAAUGAAACCAUUCGUCAAUUUCCGCUGAUAAAAAAGGUCAAAUAUUAUCGAUAUAUUUGCGAAAUGGAUUUUAUUGGCAAAUGUUUCCACGACGAAGCCUAUUUAUGUUUUUGUAACUCAGAUCAUCAGCCAGAUUGUCUCUUUUAUCCACAUGAGUCAGCACAAUGUGCAAUUGAUUAUUGUCAAAAUAAUGGACGAUGUGUACAGAACAAUUUCAAUGGAGUAUGGGACUUUGGCUGUGUGUGUAGUGAAUGUACAUAUGGAUCAUUAUGUCAAUUAACAACAUCUGAAUAUGCCUUCUCGUUAGAUAUGAUGCUCGGCCAAGAUAUUCGCGCAAACGUAUCGUUGUCUAAUCAGUCUUUCUUCAUCAAAUUUGUAUUGGCACUUUUUAUUCUGAUGCUAUUAUUUGGCUUUAUAUCAAAUUUGCUGUCAUUNUUCAAUGGAGUAUGGGACUUUGGCUGUGUGUGUAGUGAAUGUACAUAUGGAUCAUUAUGUCAAUUAACAACAUCUGAAUAUGCCUUCUCGUUAGAUAUGAUGCUCGGCCAAGAUAUUCGCGCAAACGUAUCGUUGUCUAAUCAGUCUUUCUUCAUCAAAUUUGUAUUGGCACUUUUUAUUCUUAUGCUAUUAUUUGGUUUUAUAUCAAAUUUUCUGUCAUUAAUAAUAUUUAAAAAGCAACUAAACGUCCAACAGUAUGGAUGUGGUGUGUAUCUCUUUUGCUUACCUAUAGUUGGUCAGUUUGGAUUGACUGUAUUCGUUGGUCGGUUCAUCUAUGUCUUGGGAACACAGUUGUAUAAUGUUAAUCAUCGAUCAGCUGCUCGUUGGAGUUGCGUCAGUCUGGAAUAUUUUCUAAGUACUUGUCCGAUGUUAUUUGAUUGGUUAACAGCAUGUGUGGCAGUCGAACGAAGUGUUAGUGUAAUCAAAGGUGUCGCCUUUAAGAAGCUCGACAGUGUUUGGUGGGCGAAACGGGUUAUUUGCUCACUUCUAAUCAUUGUUUUUCUCAGCUCUUGGCACAUACCAUUCAUCCAUGAUAUAAUCGAUGAUCCACGAGCAACAGCUCUGCACGUAUGGUGUGUUAUCAGAUUUCCACGGUCAUCACUUCGAUACUAUCGUCUUACAGUGAACUUGAUCAAUUUAAUUAUUCCAGGUUUGAUUAGUGUCGUCGCCACAGCAUUCACGUUGCACAAACAAACGCGCCUUAAACAGGCACUGCUGGCCAACGAUUCGAAAGAGAAAGGUUAUCUGAAAUCAUUGAAGAAACAGCUUCCCUUCUAUGGCAGCCCGCUUGCAUUGGUAGUUUUCAGUUUGGUUCGACUCAUCUUCUCAUUCACACUAAUCUGUAUUACUAAGCAAUGGCAAAAAUAUGUCUAUCUGACAGCCUAUUUUAUCUCUUUUACUCCAUUGAUGGGAACCUUUCCGAUUUUUGUUUUGUCAGCCAAGAUUUAUAGAACAGAGCUUGAAAAUUUCCGGAAACAAUUAGUUGAAAAAUUGCGAGGACCAUCGGUCUAG
Molecule: messenger RNA, 4026 nt
Organism: Adineta ricciae
Lineage: Eukaryota; Metazoa; Rotifera; Eurotatoria; Adinetida; Adinetidae
Source: the annotation of a GenBank genome assembly